Molecule: messenger RNA, 3196 nt
Organism: Dendronephthya gigantea
Lineage: Eukaryota; Metazoa; Cnidaria; Anthozoa; Malacalcyonacea; Nephtheidae
Product: fibrillin-1-like
Exons: 23
Coding region: 118-2991 (957 amino acids)
Biological process (GO): extracellular matrix organization
Molecular function (GO): peptidase activator activity; calcium ion binding
Source: RefSeq, a predicted model, not a curated record
AUAUCCUUCAUUCUCUUUGGCUGGCGUCCAUUCGUGGAGUGACAGCUCUUCUACACCACCGUGUUUUGAAGUAACUGCUUGUGAUUAAUCCAUUCGUAGACGGACAUAGAAUUAAAUAUGUUAUUUAACAACAUUUAUGUCUUUCUGGUCAUUUAUAUUUUUGCGGUAUUUGGUAUCGGGAAUGCCAGAAAGUCCACAAACGACGCCUUUCUGACUAAAGUAUCGGCUUGUUGUCAAUCGGCAAUUCUGGCGGUGAAGACACAAAGGAAUCCAAAUUGUAAAGCAAUUGGUCGACGUGCAUCUUCUGGACUUAUUUGUCGUACAUCUGCUGAAUUGUGUUGUGUAAAGCAGUUGCAAGAAUCUUUAUGCAGAAAGGGAAGAUCGGUCGCAAUUAAUGGCGGUUCCUGUGAUUUGGACUCUACGCGUUAUUAUGGUAGAGAAGAUCACCAAGAGUGCUGUUAUUGUUGUUAUCUUGGAAUUGAGGCCAAACGGAAAGGAAUUGGUUGUCAAACUUCCGCGGUUCUUGGUUUCCCUUGUCAAAACGCAUUUUUCAAGAUGUUGUUUAAUGGAUGGAACGGAUUUGAACUAAAUGUGAAUGGUCGUACGUGCAACGAUGUGAAUGAAUGCGCCAGAGGUGUAGUGUGCAAUCAAGGUCAAGCGUGCAGAAACACGUACGGGUCAUACGAGUGCGUUAAAGGCGCACAAGUUGUCACCGUUGCCCCUACUAUCACGUGUCCAAUAGGUCUCGAAGUUGAUCCCGGUAGAAGACAAUGUCGAGUUAUUUGCAGAAAAUGUCGUUCAGGAUUGAGGUGGGACGGUCGACGAUGCACGGAUAUAGACGAGUGUAAUACAGUAAGGAAUGCCUGCCCAAGUGGACAAUCAUGUGAAAAUGUUCAAGGCAGUUAUCGCUGUCGUUGUCCAAGUGGAUAUACACUUCGCAACUCAAGAUGUUAUGAUAUAAAUGAAUGUCAGAGACCUGGUAUUUGUCAAUCAAACGAACGAUGUCGUAAUACAGCUGGAUCAUACAAAUGUGUGACAAAAGUCAAUGAUUGCAGUCGAGGAUAUGAACGGGUUGGGGGGGAAUGCGUAGCAAUCAGGGUAUGUGGAACAUCACGAGAAGAUUGCAGUGAGCAUGCAAGAUGUAGAAACACAGGUCCAGGACGAUACCAGUGUACAUGCAAGCGAGGGUAUAGUGGAAAUGGAAAAAAUUGCCAAGAUAUAGACGAGUGUAAUACAGUAAGGAAUGCCUGCCCAAGUGGACAAUCAUGUGAAAAUGUUCCAGGCAGUUAUCGCUGUCGUUGUCCAAGAGGAUAUACACUUCGCAACUCAAGAUGUUAUGAUAUAGACGAGUGUAAUACACUAAGGAAUGCCUGCCCAAGUGGACAAUCAUGUGAAAAUGUUCCAGGCAGUUAUCGCUGUCGUUGUCCAAGUGGAUAUACACUUCGCAACUCAAGAUGUUAUGAUAUUGAUGAGUGCCGAGAAGGUUUGUGUGCUAGGCAUGAAACAUGUACUAAUCUGCCUGGAACGUAUCGUUGUGAAGACAAAUCGAGGUGUGACCCUGGAUAUCGCCGUCAGAGUGGAGCCUGUGUUGAUGUAAAUGAGUGUUUAGAUUCCAGACGGUGCUCCAGUGAUCAAGUGUGUGUAAAUACAGAAGGAAGCUACGAAUGCAGAGUCCGAUGUUCGUCCGGUUAUGAGCGAGAUCCAUCCACUAAUGAUUGUAGAGACAUCGAUGAGUGUGCGGUUGGUAACCGAUGUGGGCCAAAUAGAGAUUGUCGAAAUCUUCCUGGAACCUUUAGCUGUAUUCGGGGAUGUCAACCUGGAUACGAGAGAAAUAAUGGAAGGUGUGAAGAUAAAGACGAAUGUCUUAUAUAUAAUAUAUGUUCUCCUCCGAGACCUGUAUGUGAAAAUAUACCUGGUAGUUACAGAUGUAAUUAUCGUAAAUGUCCUGAUGGCUUUGAAAGAAGACGAGAUGGACGAUGUCAUGACAUCGAUGAAUGCACUACCGGAAGACACAGAUGCAGAGCCAAAACUGAAAUGUGUGUUAAUGUCAAUGGCACAUACUCGUGCCGCUGCAAUCCCGGCUAUUACAGAAGAGCAGAAGAAGUCCAUUGUCGAGAUAAAGAUGAGUGUUCAGAAGCAAGCCAGUAUUGUCAACACAACUGCGUAAAUACAGAUGGUUCAUUUAGGUGUGAAUGCAGAAGUGGAUAUAAACUCGCGGAUAAUACAAAUUGUUUUGAUGUGAAUGAGUGCAGAGAAGGAAUUUCAGGCUGUGAACAAAGAUGUGUAAAUAGUCAAGGUUCUUACCGUUGCGAAUGUGAAAUAGGAUACAGAUUACAAAGAGAUAAAGUGUCAUGUGUAGAUAUCGACGAAUGCAAACAACCUAGAGAGUAUAAUACUGGCUGUAAAUGGAAAUGUGAAAACACUAUGGGGGGUUACAGAUGUUCAUGUCCCAGUGGAUAUGAAAUCUAUAGUCAGAAAUUCUGUGUGGAUAUUGAUGAAUGCAGCAGUCGUGAUAAUGACUGUGGUCGCGACUCAAACUGUGUGAACACCGCUGGUGGUCAUAAAUGUUUCAGAGCUAUUUGUCCAAAUCAACGUUAUUACGUUAAAAGGUCACCAAGUCAUUGCUCGCGGAAGAUUUGCCGACGUAACGAUAGGGAAUGCCUGCGAGAGACACGAAAAUCAAUCCGUUGGUACGCACAGGCUUUUAGAAAUGGAGCACCAGCUGGUGCCUUUGAUUUCUCCUAUAAUAUUACGACCACAGGUUAUCGAACUAAACCUCGAAUCAAAUUCUCAAUAAGCAGAGGUAAUGAUGGUAAUGUUUUUGAGAUAAUAAAUCACAGUUAUGGCAAAUCGUUUGUUCGAAAUUCAAAAGUUUUAAGAGGGCCAAAGGAUUUCUUUUUGGAGUACCGCGGUGAGGUAAUUUACCAAGGACAAGUUACAGCAACGUUUAUCACCAACCUAAAUGUUUAUGUGUCCCAAUAUGAUUUUUGAUUUUUAAAGACUACAAUAAAAGACUUGCAUAAACCAAAGAUUUGUGGAAAAAAAAUUGUAUAUCUAUUGUUAAAGAUGGGUAAAUGUGUUCUCAUAAAAUUUACGUAGAGUCUACAAAUGCAGCAUAUAUUGUAUACAAAAUGUUGAUGUUUAGUGUAUUAAUAACAAUUAACAAACAUAUUAAAAUAGAUGUUCUUUAAUUGUA